AUGGCAGCAUGCAGACAGACAGUAAAAGCGAGGAAAGGGGUGUUUGGCGAUGAGGAGCUGAGACUAGUGAUCAUUGGUUGUGCAGGCCCCUCUCAGUUUCUUCUCACCAAUUCUAUCCUGGGGAGAGAAGAAUUCUCCAAAGAUGUCUGCAGUAUAGCAAGGAGCAGGAAGAGCCUGGGAGAAGUAGCGGGUAGAAGAGUUGCUGUCAUCAACGCUCCAAACCUAUACAACGAAGACCUGUCUCGGACAAAAAUGACAGAAGAACUGAGAAGGUCCAAGUGUUUGUCAUCCCCUGGCCCACAUGCCUUUCUCAUCGCAUUUGAUUUUGACAAAAUCUCACCCAACGACAUUGAAACCCCCAAACUGGUGAUGAAAUGGUUUGGCGAGAACUCCCUGAACUAUGCCAUGGUUCUUCUAGCCUACGAGGGGAAGCUGAGGGGCACAGCUCUUGAUAACAGGGUUAUGAGGACAGACUGGCACCUGAGGGAACUCGUGGAACAAUGUGGAUGCCGGUAUCAUGUCUUCAGUAAGAACUGGAGAGACCAAAGCCGGAACAGGGAGCUGCUUCAAAAGAUUCAGAAGAUGCUGGGAACCAUGGGGGGAUGUUACUACAUCAGCAGGUCCUAUCGGAGGGCAGAGGAAAGCAUUAGAAAGGAGGAGAAGAAGCUGCUGAGGAAGAGGGUGUCUGAGACUGAGGGGGUAUGGCAGGAGCUUAAGGAGCACUACAGAGGGGAGGAGCUACACUGGCAGAUGGAAGCCUACAAUGCUAGGGUGAGGGCAGAGAUCAGGGCCAAAGCCGAACUGGACAACGGCUGGCUCAGAACUUCAUUGACUGUUGGGUUGGGGCUUGGAUUUGCAGCUGGGUUGACACUGGGAAUGAUCAUUGGAUCUGUGGAGGGUCCUGUAGGUAUGGCAGUGGCAGGGGCUGUAGGAGGUGCUGUGGGAGGAACGGCAGGAGGAGCAGUUCAAGUUGCUAUUGAGCACCUGGAGGAUAGAGUGGGACCUCACGCCAGCCUGUUCAACUUCAACUCUGCUUUCAUCGGGCGAUUUUUCCGUUCUCCACGAGUUUGA
Molecule: messenger RNA, 1071 nt
Organism: Chanos chanos (milkfish)
Lineage: Eukaryota; Metazoa; Chordata; Actinopteri; Gonorynchiformes; Chanidae
Product: GTPase IMAP family member 9
Exons: 2
Coding region: 1-1071 (356 amino acids)
Molecular function (GO): GTP binding
Source: RefSeq, a predicted model, not a curated record